Cloeon dipterum is the source of this 7510-nucleotide messenger RNA. RefSeq names its product HEAT repeat-containing protein 5B. The record is from RefSeq and is a predicted model, not a curated record. Gene Ontology annotation, cellular component: membrane; Golgi apparatus; endocytic vesicle. NCBI's taxonomy places the organism in Eukaryota, Metazoa, Arthropoda, Insecta, Ephemeroptera, Baetidae. Bases 283 to 6585 code for a protein of 2100 amino acids. Gene Ontology annotation, biological process: intracellular protein localization; retrograde transport, endosome to Golgi; endocytosis. The transcript is spliced from 32 exons.
AAUCAAAUCAGCAGCUGAUUAGGGGGAGAGGUUUAGAUACAAAAUUUUCAAUCCAAAGACAAAAAUGGACCGAGCAAUGCCAAAAUGAGACAGAGACGCUGAUUUCUUGCACUGUUGACCUGGAAUUGCAAAUUUGAUUUUUUUCGUGUUUGUUUCCCUCGCUUCCGCAGUUGUUCUGCGUUCGCUGAAGCCAUAAACUCGACUCGGAGCCGUCGUCUUCAUCGCAUAACUUGACCCAAUUGACAUGGAUCCUUGAGUUUGAGUUGCUUCGAUUCACACAGUAUGUCUUCGAUGGAGCUGUCACAUAGUUUGAUCCUCAACGAGGCGGCCCUCGCUCCGAUUCCAGACGAUAAGAAACCCAUCUUUAUUUUGGAAUGGCUUCGUUUCGUCGACAAAGUCUUGUCAGCAGCACACAAGUCGGACAUAAAGGAGUGCCAAGGCCAGCUGCUCGAGCAGCUGAUCAGCUGCAUGCAAAAUUCACCUGGCCCUCCGAUCCGCAGACUGAUUGGAAAGUGUCUCGCCACUCUUUUCAGCGUCGGAGACACCUUCAUGCUCUUUGACACCGUUAACAAAUGCAAUGACAUCCUCAAGGUCAGGGAUGAUUCACCGAGUUUCCUGCCCACUAGAUUGGCUGUGAUUUGUUGUUUGGGGUGCAUGUACGAGAAGCUGGGACGAAUGAUGGGCCGGUCGUAUGAAGAAACGUUGCAAAUUUUAGUCAAAACCUUGAAAAACGCCGAGUCGCAGACGCGAAUUGAAAUUAUUUGCACGUUCGAAAAGAUUUGCACUGGAAUGGGAAAUGCAAUUACCAAUGUGCACAAGGAGAUCUACAAGUGUGUGAAAAAUUACAUGACAGACCGGGUCAUGGCUGUGCGCUGCGCUGCUGCAAAAUGCCUGCUCGGAAUGCUUCAGCAUGCUCCAUUUUUAUACACAACAGAAUUGGAAAACGUCGCACUCCUCUGCAUUCGCUCCUUUGACGGCUCAAAUUAUGAAGUUCGGUGCUGGGUGGCUAAGCUGCUGGGCACAUUGGUUGCCAAGACGCAAAUGACGGUUAGAUUGAUUUUCAUAAAAUGUAUCACAUCAGCUAAACAAUUUAAGCAGGACGGCAAGGACGCUGCUGGCAAUAAAAAUAACGGACCUGCUCAAAGUGGUGGAAAGAACGUGAAAAAUUUGACGAUUGAAGAAGCGCUGGGAAUUCUGCAGUCUGGAUUCAUCAAAGGCAGCGGCGCCGGGUUUUUGAAAGGCACUGGAGAGAUGAUCAAGGGCACUUCCAACGUUUGCAGGGAAAUCAGAGUUGGGAUUUCACAUUCCUACGUCAUGUUCGUGCGAGCUGUUGGGCCAGAUUGGCUUGAAAGAAACAUGCAGCCUUUUGUGAACCAUCUGCUGGAACUAGUCGCCAACCCCAAAGUGGCUGCCAGCCAUAUGGAUGCGGUCUACUCCAGGAAGUGCAUCAGCCAUGUGUUGCGUUCAACGCUCGGGCGAAUGCUUGGCGAAAGAGCCCAGCUGGCUGCCUGCAAAGAACUCGCAAUCUGCAUUGCAAAGCACCUUUCCACUUCUGAAGCUCUGGCUGAAAAUGCGAAGGAAAGUGCUCAAGACUCUAUGUAUAACCAGCACAUGCUGGUGUGCGCCCUGCAGGAAAUGGGCUGUUUGCUCGUUAGUCUGGGCACCACAGCCUCAAGUAUUUUGAUCGACGCUCAGUCAGGUCUGAUCAACGCAACGUUCGCGCUCUUAGUCCAUCCUUGCCAAGCUGCUCGGCUCGCCGCAGCGUGGUGUUUGCGCUGUGUUUGUGUCGCAGUGCCCUCCCACACGACUCCACUCAUUGACAGAUGUCUGGAAAGAGUGGAAAGCAUGAGGAGCUCUCCUGAAGCCAUUGCAGGAUACAGUUGCGCUUUGGCUGCGAUUUUAGGUGGCGUUCGCCUUUCAGCUCUCGGUGUGCCUCAUACAAAGGGCAAAAUAAUAUUCAACACUGCUGAAGAACUUUUGAGAAGCGCCAGCCAAAACAGUCGCCUGUCGAUGAACAGGACGCAAGCAGGAUGGCUUUUGAUUGGAUCUAUCAUGACGCUAGGUGUUCCAGUCGUGAAGGGACUACUGCCCAGGAUGCUUCUGCUCUGGCGGAACUCAUUUCCUAGGUCGAACAAGGAACUGGAAUCAGAGAAAGCCAGAGGGGACGCGUUCACCUGGCAGAUCACCCUGGAAGGCCGCUCAGGGGCUCUCUCGGCCAUCCACAGCCUUCUCUACCAUUGCCCUGAGCUGGUCACUGAUGACAUUGUCCGCCGCCUGCUCACUCCUAUUGAAUCGGCCCUUGCCAUGCUCACCAACAUUUCUUCCGUUCUGAAAUCGUAUGGGCAGCAACUGAAGGCUCCAGCUGCCAUGGUUCGCCUCCGUCUCUACGAGACUCUAACACUCCUGCCAUCGCACAGCUUUGAAAGCUCAUACACUCACCUGCUGAGGCUUCUUGUGUCUGAAUUCACGCUGGCGGAAAAUCCAGCAAAUACAGCCACCUCUCUCUUGAGGAGCAUGUACCACGCAGAUGAUAACAUCUUGUUGGGAUCGUGCCUGCAAGAAAACGAUCACAAGCAAAUUGAAGACCAGAUUGAGCACUCACGACGUAUUGAGUCGGAAGCUUUGCAAGGCAUAAGCUCUGCUGGAUCAGGCGCCCUGGAACAUGACAUCUGCUGCUUGUAUCGACCUGAACUCUCGGAGGACAACUUUGUUCCUGGUCCGAUUCCGUUGGGCGUUGCGGUUAUCGACCAGUCACUCAUUCUAUUCGGCCAAAUCUUCCUGAGGGUGGCACCAAAACACAAACUGCAAAUGUUGACGCACUUCAGCGAGUGCAUCAAGCAGGCAAAGUCCACCAGGCAGGAAGUGGUGCUGCUCAAUGUGUUCACCGCUCUCUUGGGAGGUCUGAAGGGAAUGGCCGAGUCAAAGAAUAAUGGCGGUCUGGGCACUGAGGAAGUGAAAAAGGCCAUGGUGACGCUGAUCCAGAGCGGACUCACCAGCCCCAACCCUGUGCUCAGGUACGCAAGCGGAGAGGCGAUUGGGCGGCUCGCACAAGCCGUGGCUGAGCCCAGGUUCACGGCUGACCUGGCGCAAUACAGCUUUGACCGGCUCACCUCAGCCAGAGAUGCCACUUCCAGGACUGGACACUCGCUCGCUCUAGGCUGUCUUCACAAGUAUGUUGGAGGUCUUGGCUCAAGUCAGCAUCUGAACACUAGCAUCAGCAUCCUGCUGGCGCUGGCCCAAGACCUAGCAUCGCCUGUGGUUCAACUGUGGUCGUUGCACGCCCUGGCGCUAAUCGCUGACUCCGGAGGACCCAUGUUCCGCGGCUACGUCGAGCCGACCCUGUCCCUGGCGGUGAAGCUUCUGCUGACAGUGCCACUGUCCCAUUCUGAUGUGCACCAGUGCAUCGCAAAGGUUCUCUCGGCCCUCAUAACCACUAUUGGGCCUGAAUUGCAAGGAGGAAGCAACACAGUUUGUGCUGCCAGAUCUCUGUUCCUCUGCUCCUGCGCUGUCCUUCAAGACCAUGAAAAUCCAGCUGUCCAGGCCGAGGCGACUGCGUGCUUGCAGCAGCUGCACUUGUUCGCGCCCAGACACGUCAACCUCUCUACGUUGGUUCCAACCUUGUGUAACAUGCUGUCCAGCAGCCACUUGCUGUUGCGCAAAGCUGCAGUUUCUUGUCUGCGCCAGCUGACUCAAAGAGAGGCCAAAGAGGUUUGCGAAUACGCAAUGACGCUGACAAAUGAGAAUGGAAAAGAAAGCAUUGAAGGUUUGCACAUUGAUGAGUUGGGUCUGCCUGGCGUCUUGUUCAGCAUGCUGGACACUGAGAGCGAUCACACGCUCGUCACACACAUCCAUGACACUCUGACCAGCAUGCUUCAGAUUUUAGCUGCAGAGUCCCUGACACAAUGGCUCCUCCUCUGCAAGGAUGUAUUGACAGUUUCGUUUGAAUCCAGUGUGAAAGAGGAGGCUAAGGCCCUGGAGAUGAAUCCUGAUGAUUUUCAACUGGAUGCAGAUGAAGACGAAGAUGACAAUGACGCAGCGGAAUUCAAAGCCUCUGAUUCCAAGGGAACAAGAGCGAAGAUCGCGCCUCGCUGGCCGACCAGAGUGUUCGCAGCGCAGUGCGUGAGAAAGAUAAUCGCGUCCUGCCAUUCCUCGGCGCAAGCUGAAAUCCACUUUGAUUUGGCUAAGGCUAAACAGUGCAAUCUUACUAGAAGUCGCGGAAGUGACUUCUUGGUGCUGCACUUGGCGGAGCUGGUGCGAAUGGCCUUCAUGGCAGCCACCAGCGACUCCGACCCUCUUCGCCUGGAAGGUUUGGAGACCCUGCAGGACGUGAUUGACAAGUUCGCGCACGUGAUGGAGCCAGAGUUCCCUGGGCACCUGCUUUUAGAGCAAUACCAAGCGCAGGUGGGAGCCGCCCUGAGGCCCGCUUUCACUGCGGACACGCCGCCCACCGUCACAGCUGCUGCCUGUGAGGUGUGCUCGACCUGGAUCGGCUCUGGGGUCGCCAGGGACCUGAACGACUUGCGCAGGGUGCAUCAGCUGCUGGUGUCGUCGCUUGACAAGCUGAGAACCGGUCCUGCCAACAGCAAGGCGGCCGCUCCCAGAUUGUACAAUGAAAGUUUGACAACUCUCGAGUGCUUGGCCAUACUUAGAGCGUGGGCAGAGAUUUACAUCGUUGCAAUUGGAAGCACGAAAUCAGAUGAACGCAUUGAAGACGACGUGCAACGCGAAGGACUGCUCCAGCUCGUCAAACCUGAGCUGCCUAAUUUAUCGCAACUGUGGCUCUCCGCACUCAGAGAUCACGCGUUGCUCUUACUCCCCCAAAAUUAUUCAAGCCAACUGCCACACGACGGCGGUGCGUUCUACACGUGCGACACGAUUGAGGCGUCGCGGCCACAUUUCGUGUCAGCGUGGCCUCCCCUGCUGCACGCCAUUACCCUGUGGCUGACCAGAAGUGGUGGCUACCAGCAACUUGAGAAAAAUGGAUCUGACUGGAACAGCAAAAAUGCUAACAGGCAGAGUGGCAACAUCUGUAAAGACACCUUCCACUUGAUGUUUGGUAUUUGUCUGGAGGCGCUGUGCUGCCCUCGCUCAUCGCAGCCGAUCAGCAGCAUUUCAACAUGUCUCAAGGCACUGAUCACCAUAAUGGAGUCACCGAAGUCACACACGUAUCUCAUAGCUGAGGACUCCAGUUCUCUGGCUGUUGAACUUUGCAACGUGCUGCACAGACUAAUGCUGACCAGAGACAGCGCAUCAAUACAGCUGCUCGUCAUGGAUGCAUUGAUGCUUGUCCUUGAGGCUGGAAAGAUCAGCCUGGAACGAAGCCAGGCCAAAAAAGUUAAAGAAUUAGUGCCAGCUAACCAGGAAUGUGACACGCAACAACUACCAGAGGUUUUGUCCUUGGGCGAGGGAGGAGCCACUGGCCAGCUGAAAGCCAAUGAGUCGGUGGUGUUCGCGGCCCUCGAGGUGUGUCUUUGUCUGCUCACUCGGCAGCUGCCCAACCUGAACCCUGUCGGCGGCAAGAACCCCACCAGCCUCUUGCACUUGCCCUCACAGGGCGCCCAGUCCAAGCUGCUCAUCGCCUCGGCUCUGCAGGCGCUAAGCGUUCUGCCCAGUCUCUGCUCUCCCCAAGGAAUUUUGACUGUGGCACCGACCCUGCUGUAUCUAGCGACAGGGGUGAUUGAGGAGUGUGCCGUGGAAGGGAGGUGCGAGGCGACUAGUGAGCCAGUGGUUUCCACCCUGCAGUGCCUGCGCUCCCUGGCGUCGCUGAAGCUGGCCAAACAAGACUCAAGCGAGGGCGCGCAGAUGCGCAAACUCCUACAGUCUGCCCUGGGAAAGCUGCUCGACCUGGCCAAGACGGCCGGCAGCGAGCAGACGCGGCUUGACGCCACCACCGUUCUCCUCGCCAUCGCCGUCUUCAUCCUGCACUCCUCCCCAGAGGUUAUCUGCACGCCGACCCUUCUCUACCCAUGCGUAAACCACUUCAAGCUCUGCAUGGAGAGCAAUAAUGCCACGGUGCGGCUGCAGUGCAUACAGACGCUGCGAGCGGUGUUCCAGAUUCCGGAGCAGAAGGUGGCGGUGGCUUUCAUCCACAACCUGGCUCCACGUCUCAUCGAAAUCCUGCAUUUACUCACCAGCAACAAGAAUCAGCUGAUGAAUGAGAACCAAAUCGCCGUGGCCGUCGAAGGACUGAAAACUCUUGAGAGCCUGGUCAUGCUGGCUAAGCCACAAAACCAGAGAAGUAAAGCUGGGAUGCAGCUGCUUUCGCUUUUGCUGCCGAUCCUGGUGAACUGCCUGAAGGAGGAGCAGCCUGGCAGCAGGGGCGGUGUGUCCAAGCAGACGCAGGUGCUGCACGAGCAGAGUCUGGGCUGGUUGAUGCGCAUCGCACCGCAAUACCCCAAUGACUUCAAGCUGCUGAUGAACCAGCUUCCGCAGUUCCGCACCAGAAUCCAGAACGCGAUCAAGAACAGCCAUUCUGUCGCCGCCACCACGUCUGCCGCCGCCGCAAACAAAAACGCGACGCAGCAACACCAGCAGCAGCCCACCAUCAAACUCAAGAUGGAUUUUAGCAAUUUCGCAUCGCAAUAAUUCGUUUAUUUAUAUAUUAAAGAGUAUUGUGCAAUGAUUUUUAUACUUUCCUAACAAUGAGUUGCGUUGUAAAUUUCAAUUAAUUAGUCCACGCAACUUUGCUUUAGUUGUAAGGUCGGGGAGAUAAUACAUUUUUUGAUUAUUUGCAUUUUAUUAAUUUUUAACUUGAGUAAUGAGAUGGCUUUUAGCGUGAAAAACGAGUGCUACCUGAUUGAUUAUUAAAAUUAAGGUAAAUAAACGAUUUAGUUUUUGGCGAAAUUGUUGAUAUGUGUGGGUACCAAAAUAAUUAAUUUUAAAACGAAUUUUCAAUCCAGUGUUCAUUCACAUUAUUUUUUCCAGAAAGGCCCCUGAAUUUUUACUUUGGCUUAAAAUAUUGCGAGAUUAACUCAUAAAUGUUUCCAGAUAUGAAACAAUUCCCUAAUAUUAAAAAUUAUCCUAUUUUUCAAACAUUCAAAUAACUUAGAUUAUUUGGUGAUAAAAAAUACUUCAAGAGAAUGUUAGCGAAUAUUUAAAAAUUAGGUAAACUUCUUCAUCUUUCAGAAAUGUCUAAACAUUUCCAAAUCCCAGGACAAACACCUCAGGGAAAUUUCAAGUUUUUCUCAGAAUGUUAAAAAUAACCCAUCAAUCAAUUUAUCCAAUUAAAAAUAUUGUCCAUGAAACAAAUUUCAUCGGAAUUGAGCAAAAAAUUAUUCUAAAUUCAAUUUUAAAAUUUUCGUUUUUCCUCAAUUGUCAAAUGGAAAAUUUCCAACACGAAUCAAAUAAUUUCACCAAAUUUUAAAACAUAGCAUCCAAUUGGAUAGGUGCAAUAAAGACACGUGUCAUAAUUCCUAAAAGGUAGCGAAAUGGAGGUGUUAUAUCUAAUGUUGAAAUGUUUAUUCGAUGAGAAUUUUACGAAAAAUAAAAGAAUACAUUACGGAAUCGAGAA